Molecule: messenger RNA, 486 nt
Organism: Symbiodinium sp. CCMP2592
Lineage: Eukaryota; Dinophyceae; Suessiales; Symbiodiniaceae
Source: the annotation of a GenBank genome assembly
GUUCGGGAUUACUGGGCAGAUCAAGAUCAGCAGUGGUGCCGGGAUCAUCCGAUCCUGAGUAAUGCAUCCGACUGGGGAGACUGUGUUCCGCUACGCCUCUAUGGCGAUGGGGCAGAGUUCACCAGCAGCCCAUUUCAGAAAUUCGAGAUGUUCUGCUUGAUCUCACCGCUUAGUAGAUCGUCCACGAUGGAUGGCAGAUUCUUGUUAUCAUGCUUGAACAUGAUGUAUCACAGCGAUGAAUCAAGAUGGGCUAUUCUAGAAGUUUUGUCCUGGUCUAUGGAAUCGCUAGCAAGCGGCCGGUAUCCCUCAACCGAUGCUUGGGGACGAUUGUUCAGCAACGAGUACGAACCCCUCCGGUGGAAGGUCGCAGGGCGCCCAUUAGCAGGCGGAAAGUGCGGAAUCCUUGACGGCUUCCAGGCCGACCUUGAAUUCAUCAAGAAAAUUGUUUUCUUGAAGCGAACCUCAGCUUCAUUAUAUUUUCGCUAA